Molecule: messenger RNA, 723 nt
Organism: Pochonia chlamydosporia 170
Lineage: Eukaryota; Fungi; Ascomycota; Sordariomycetes; Hypocreales; Clavicipitaceae
Product: acetyltransferase, GNAT family
Exons: 2
Coding region: 1-723 (240 amino acids)
Source: RefSeq, a predicted model, not a curated record
AUGGGGGCUUACACUCCAGCCCCAAAAGUCAGCGUCUUCACCACUCCGCCAGAGCAGCUAUUAGACCUCUUGGCUUCACAACUCCCCACGUCACUCACGCUUCUCCGUCGUCUCCAAUUCGCCUUGCACCGGAACUUCACGACCCCCGACGCACGUAUCAUCUUCUCCUCUGAUAUUGGCCAACUCCAAGAUGCAUCCACAACGCCAAAGUACUUUGCUGUUGCGUAUGCCGAGUUCUCCACCGGGCCGGAUACACAAAUGGUCAUGUAUUCGUCCAUGGAGCAGGGCAAGGUGAAUGAGGAUGAGGCACCCAUACAUGAGGAGCAUAUCAUGAAUACCGUCCGGGAACUAGUGCGGCUACGGAAGGAAUAUGCCGGGAAGCUGGUUUACGGAAAUAGUCUACUUCUCGGCAGCUUGCACUCGGAUGUGCGUGCCAUUUUGAUUAAGCACGGACGAGUUACGCCGCGGCCGUCUGGGGAUUAUGACAAGUGGUUGUUUAGAAUGGAGGAUGUGCCUGAGCCGAAGGAGACUCCGGAUGGUAUGCACUGGGAGAAGGCGUCUUUGGAAGAUUGCAGGCUUGUGGCGUCGAGGACGGAUAUUCCUAGGCCGGAAUCGCUGGUUCAGCUUCCGGGUUUGAUGCUGAAAUUAGAAGACGGGACUCCUGUGGCAUGGGCCUUCAUUGGUGAUUAUUGGAGCCCUCAAAAAUACGUGCAUUGCUGCUAA